CUGCUGCGAUACGCGAGUCGCCAAAACGCAAACAUCUAUUGGAAACAAUGUUCAGCAGUUGCGACGAGAUGGCGGUCAAUAUCCUUGGCUUGUGCCCAACCAGGUGGUGUGUGCGGGCAAAAGCAAUCCAUCGCAUAUGCGCCUCCUACAGCACUCUGCUGGCUACAUUGACGGAGCUGAAAGAAGACAAAUCAACACGCGGUGACAGCAGAGCGAAGCUCAGUGGUUUGUGGAAGCAAGCACGUAAAGCCAAAACGUAUUUUGGCCUGAUGUGCUGCAACGCACUCUUUGAACCCUGCGAGGCCGUGGCGAGGAAGCUGCAGGGCUCAAAAACCAGCGCGCUUGGCACACUGGAGUGCGUAAACGUCCUGAAGGAUAGCAUUGCAGCUCUUCGGAACGACGACACAGCUGUUUCACAGAUUCUCCAAACAACUGAAGAGCAAGCUCGCAAACUGGUGUUAACCAUGCCAGAAAACAGAGUAAGCAGAACCCCAGCACGUUUCAGGCACACAGCAGAGCCAGAAAUACCAGCACACAGUACGCCAUCGGUUUGUUGGAAACGUGAGUUUUACGAGGCUGUCGAUUUGGUGUCGGGGGAGCUGAAGAGGCGCUUCAACGAAGACACUUUGAGACUUGCGGUGGAGAGAGAAAGGGCUGUUACUGUUGCGGCUCAGGGAGGAGGAGUUCAGUUGGAGGGCCUUCAGCUACCCAAAAGUGUGGACAGUGCGCGGCUGGACCUACAGAUGAAGAUGCUGAGCAGUGUGACAGCACUGCAUCCGUGCAACUCUGUCAGAGAUGUAGCUGAACGUCUGCGCAAUCUCCAUCCGCAGACACGAUCGUUGUUCACAGAGGUGGAGAAGCUCGUGCAAUUGUGCUUAUGUCUGCCCAUAUCAGUGGCCUCCUCUGAGCGCUCGUUCUCAACUCUGCGGAGGCUGAAGACCUGGUUACGAUCCACCAUGACGCAACAGAGACUGACGCAUCUGGCACUGAUGAAUGUGCAUAAAGACAUACUACACAACAUUGACAUCCAAGCCCUUAUGAGGGACUUCAUAUCUGUAACAGCAGAGCGUCAGUCCGUUUUUGGAGUGCUGUAGGUCUGCAUCCCCAUCUCACUCCAUCUCCUGAGACCCUCGAUGGCGGUGUGACCGACGAUUCCAGCACAGCAUUGAUGUUCAUACUUCAUA
Messenger RNA from Engraulis encrasicolus (European anchovy), 1184 nucleotides. RefSeq lists its product as uncharacterized. The record is from RefSeq and is a predicted model, not a curated record. The transcript has 2 exons. NCBI's taxonomy places the organism in Eukaryota, Metazoa, Chordata, Actinopteri, Clupeiformes, Engraulidae. Gene Ontology annotation, molecular function: protein dimerization activity. Bases 48 to 1094 code for a protein of 348 amino acids.